This is a messenger RNA of Thermochaetoides thermophila DSM 1495, 1875 nucleotides long. RefSeq lists its product as uncharacterized. Lineage: Eukaryota; Fungi; Ascomycota; Sordariomycetes; Sordariales; Chaetomiaceae. Bases 1 to 1875 code for a protein of 624 amino acids. Gene Ontology annotation, molecular function: protein binding. The transcript is spliced from 5 exons. The record is from RefSeq and is a predicted model, not a curated record.
AUGGAGCAAUUACAGCAAAUAGAAACUGAGGGCAGACGGGAUGCCUGCAUUUCGUCACCGCCUUCGCCGCUGGCUAACCGGCCCAACGUGUCACCAAGUCCAAGUCCAAGCAGCGAGAGUCUGCCUCUGCCUCUGCCUACGCCCGAGUCAAUGGGGGAGCAGAUGACUGCGGGAAUUGACAAGGGGAAGGGUAAGGAGAGAGCUGGCCCCUGCUACAUCCUCUCGCUACCCUCCGAAAUCGUCCUCUCCAUCCUGUCCUAUCUAACUCCCAUCGACCUCGCGCGCAUCUCACAAACAUGCCACUUCCUUUACGAGCACGCGACCGCCGACCCGCUGUGGCACGCCCUGAUACAGGAGAACGUUCCGGGCGUGAAAGUCACUUCGUCUUACCCUUUCGCCACCUACCGCGAGCUCUUCCUGUCUCAUUAUCCGCACUGGUUUUUGACAAGGUACAAGAUUUGGUUUAGUGAUGCAGAUUUGCCAGGAAGGAUCAUCGUGGUACGGUAUGACCAGCGACGGGGGUGUAUUGAAGGGUAUCAGCUGGUAGCGAGGAGGAGGAGUCGGACCUACGAGUGGUGGGCGCCGGAUCCAAAUGUCAUUAUCCCCGCGUUUGAUCCGGAGGUCUCGCUGCAUUUGGAUAGCCCGAUGCUACAGCUCGAUGCAAAGCCCAGUACCGAAGAGGGAGAGUUUGAGCUGCUCGGCCGAUUUUCAAAGACAAUGAGGUUACGCCGCGGAUCAAACGAUACCGAGCCCAAAGACGAUCGCAUAAAAGAACACUUCCUCCAGCGCGGCAUCCCCAUGACCACCGGCGCCCUGGGCAGCACCUACUCCCACUUCUUUUACGCCCGACGUCUGUCUGACGCGGAACUACCCGCCGAUUUCCACGUCGAGUGUUGGCCGUAUGGCUCGGUAUGGCCGCCGCCGACUGUGCCGAGUGAGCAUCGCGUGAAUGGAUCAUAUCGGCGGUGGGAGCCGCCGUAUAGUGCCAGUGUCGAGCCCGAUCGGCCAAGGACGAUGAGCGAGUUGUGUGAGCGGGCGUUUCAUAUUCGCCGGUGGCCGGAGCGGCCGGCAGGGAGGAUUACGGUACAUCUUUUUCCGGCUUCAGCGGCGGAUGAGGAGGAGCAUGGGGAGGGUUCUGAAGAGGGGCAUGGGGGUGAUGACGAGCAUGAGAAUGGCCAUAAUCAUGGAUUUCAGCUCCAGCUCCCCACUCUCCCGACGUUCCAUCCACUUGUUAUUAGCAUUCCUGCACCGACACUGGGCCACCCGAUUCAAUUGCGCCGGCCGGAUACUGCGACCUAUGCGACUCUCGACCCGGAACUGUACACUCCCACACCGGAUAAACCAUACCGCGGGAUAUGGGUAGGCGAUUACAGCGCGCAUGGCUGCGAGUUCCUGCUCAUCACCCAGCCGGAUGACGAUGAUGAAUCUGUAUCACUGGUCGACACGGAGGGGGCCGAAUCCGUACACGAGGAACAACAGCGGAGACAAGAGGAAGAGAAGAAAGAGGAGCCCUGUCCCGGAGCCCCCAGACGAGGAGAAAAAGGGAGAUUGGCAGCGAUCAAGUUGACAGGAGACGCCAACGUCCCCAGGGGGGAGUACAGCUUUUUGGUCGAUGACCUCGGCGAGGCAGGGUUCGUGGAGGUUGCGAAAGACCCGCCGUUUGAGGGGGUCAGGGUCGUCAAAAGCAUGGGGCAUGUGGCUAGUGCGGGAUUUCAUAACCACACGUACCUGGAGACAAAACUGUACCUGAUUUCGCAUGACCGGCUUGCGCAGUACUGGGUUGAUUUGGGGCGGUUUAGCUACUUCCAAAGGGUGGAUAUUGAUCCGUUAUUGGUGCCCAGCCCUGUCGGCAUCACGGCCGUCUUGGCGCGAUGA